Messenger RNA from Naegleria fowleri, 2886 nucleotides. RefSeq lists its product as uncharacterized. Lineage: Eukaryota; Heterolobosea; Eutetramitea; Acrasida; Naegleriidae. Gene Ontology annotation, molecular function: nucleic acid binding; RNA helicase activity; ATP binding. The coding region runs from base 1 to 2886 and encodes 961 amino acids. Gene Ontology annotation, biological process: rRNA processing. The transcript has a single exon. The record is from RefSeq and is a predicted model, not a curated record. Gene Ontology annotation, cellular component: nucleus.
AUGCCCCGAACCACUCGACUCACUCCGCAAGAGAAAUUACGCAAGGAAGCUCAAGAAGUGGAAGUGCUGAGGCAAGCUGUGAUUGAACACACUCCUCCCAGAGGAAUAAAUCCAUUGGCCAAGUCAAGUGGGAGCUCCUCUUCUUCUUCUUCCGUAUCCUCGGAGGUCAUUCCGGGAAAGUUUACGAAAUUUUCUGAAUUGCCCAUUUCGCAAUAUACCAAAGAUGCUUUGAAGAAGGCUGGAUUUGCUCAUAUGAAAGAUAUUCAAAAGGCUUCAUUAUUAUAUUCUCUAGGUGGAAGAGAUAUUUUGGGUGCUGCCAAGACUGGAUCUGGUAAAACCCUUGCUUUUAUUAUCCCUGUUUUGGAAUUAUUAUAUAGAAAAAGAUGGGGAAAACUUGAUGGUCUCGGAGCAUUAAUAUUGGUUCCUAAUAGAGAAUUGGCACAUCAAAUAUUUGAAGUUUUAAAACUUUGCGGACGAUAUCAUCACUUUAGUGCUGGAUUACUCGUAGGAGGUACAAAGAAUUUGAAAGAAGAGAAGGAACAUAUCUGCAGUAUGAAUAUUCUUGUUGCGACACCUGGUCGAUUACUUCAACACAUGGAUGAAACUCCUGGAUUUACUUGUACAAAUUUACAAAUUCUUGUUUUGGAUGAGGCUGAUCGAUUAUUAGAAUUUGGAUUCAAGAAGGAAAUUAAUGCAAUUUUGGAAGGUCUACCAAAGAGCAGACAAACCCUAUUAUUCAGUGCUACCCAAACUAAAGACAUUAAGGACUUGGCAAGACUUUCUCUCAGUAAGACUAAUACUGAAUAUAUAUCUGUGCAUGAAGCAGAACCUGUACCGAAACAACUCACUCAACACUAUAUCGAAUGUGAAUUGCAAGACAAAAUUGAUAUUUUAUUUUCCUUUUUGAAGAGUCAUCAAACCAAAAAGACAAUAGUAUUUGCCUCAACUGUAAAGCAAGUUGCAUUUUUGUACACAGCAUUCAAGCAACUUCCAAUCCCUGUUAAAAUGUUCAAAUUGGCUGGAAGAAUGUCACAAGCAGUAAGAAGAGAAAUGCACGAGGGUUUCACGUCUUCUAAAGCUGCUGUAUUAUUCGCAACAGAUAUUGCAGCUCGUGGUUUGGACUUUCCUCGAGUAGAUUUUGUGCUUCAACUUGACGCCCCAGUGUCAAAAGCAUUUUAUAUUCACCGAAUGGGAAGAACUGCCAGAAAUGAUGCUGAUGGUAAAUCCAUUGUGUUCAUCAUGCCACAAGAAAAGGAGCUUCUUUCCUUCCUUUUUGAUAAGGAUAGCUUAGAAACGAGCUCAUUGAAAGAGAUGAAAAUUAAUCCAGACAAAAUUGUUACAAUACGGCAACAAUUAGCAGCUCUUGUUUCACAUGACCCUACCUUGAAGCAAGCUGCCAUGAAAUAUUUCCAAACUUAUAUCAAACACCUUUACAAACAUUACGGCUAUGAAUUGGAUAUCAAGUCAUUGAAUCUGGAUGGUUUUGCUGUCAAAUUGGGAUUGGCUCUAAAACCAACCCUGAUUUUGAAUCCAAACGAUCGAAUGAAAAAAGAGAUUCGUCUCAAUAUGACCGAGGAUGACAUGGAUGAUGAAUCCGACAACGAUAGUGAUGAAGAUGACAACGAUGAUGACGAUGACUCGUCCAGUGACUCUAGUGAUGAUUCCUCAAGCGAUGAAGAAAUAGAAAACUUAUCAAAACUUGGUAAAAAAGCCCUACUUACAAAACGGCUGUCACUUGACGAAAGAGAUGAGGAGGAUGAAGAGGACAAUGAUGUGGAUUAUGACAGUACCGAAGGUGAUGAACUAGAAAUGAGUAAUAGCAAGGAUGAAAGUGACGAUGAAAAAGAUGCAGAAAUACAAUCAAAAAUUGACAACAUUCCAAUCGACGAUGGCGACGAUGAGGUUGAAUAUAAGGUGGAAUAUGAUCCAAAUGCAUCCUCUGAUGAUGAUGACGACGACGAUAUUAGUAGUAGUGAUUCUUCUAAUGAUGACGAAGAUGACGAAAACAAAGAUGAACCAGCCACAAACGAAGACGACAACACAGACAAAAAAUCAAAAAAGAAACUUUCAAAAAUUGACAAAUAUUUACAGAGAAAAGCUCAACUUGACAAACAAUCCAUUGUGAUAGGAGAGGAGCCAUCUCAGGAGGAGGAUUUUUUCUAUGUCAAACGAUCCAACCACAAACUGGAUGAAAAAGAUGAUGUUCCAAUCUAUGUCAAUAAGAAAAAGUUUAUACAACAAGUCGACAGUAAGAAACAUAUUAUAUUUAAUAAGGACGGAAAGAAAACUACAAAAUUCGAGAGCAUCAUUAACGAAAUUAAGAAGAACAAUUCAGAAAACACUACCAAAGAUCGCUCCGAUUUUUUAAAGGAAAUCAAAUCCAGAAUGAAACACAAGGACGAAGCAGACAAGCAACACGAGAAGGAAAGACUAAAACAAAAGAAGGAAACACUGAAAAAGAGAGACCAAGAACUUGCAGAGCUUAGAAGAAAAGCUGACCUUUUGGAGGAGGAUCCUUUUGAUUAUCAACGCGUGUUAAAAUCCAAUGCAAACAAGCAUGUCACAGUGGAUGAUGCUCUUCCGGAAGAGGAAGAUGUUGAUGAAUCCUAUGAAGGAUUUGUGAAGGCAAUGGAACAGGCCCCCGAAAAACCAACAUCAACAACACAAAAAUUAAAAGAAAAGGAAGAAAAAGAAAAGCAAAUUAAGGAACAAGUGGAAGAAAAGAAACGAAAAUUCGACGAGCUUAUGGCAUCACAGCAACAACUCGCUGACAAGAAAGGGUCUAAUUCAAUCUCAACAGGUGCUCCAACAAAGAAGAAGAAACAAGUUAUUGGACUCGACGAAGCUGAAGAAAUGGCUCUCAAGCUUCUCGAAAAUAAACUGUAG